AUGCGUGCUGUUCUGUUGGCAGCGCUUGUUGCUGUCCCCGCCGCGCUGGCUGUGACGAAGCCCAUCCACUCCCACAACGACUACUUACAGGCGGUGCCGUUCUGGACUGCGUUCAACCUGAGCGUGAUGAGCGUCGAGGCGGACGUGUGGUGGCAGAGCAGCCAGCUCUUCGUCGCACACACGAGCGGCGAGAUAAACAAGUCCAAGACGCUGCAGUCGCUGUACCUGAACCCGAUAAUGGGCAUCCUCAACGGCUCCCUCGCCGUCCCCAACCCGAUUUCCGUGUCCAACCCGCUCCAGCUGUUGAUCGACAUGAAGUCGACCGGCUCGUCGACCUUCCAGCCCGUGUCUGACGCGCUUGCCCCCCUCCGCGCGGGCGGAUACCUCACCACGUAUAAUUCUGCGACCGGCACGCUCCGGCCCGGCGCGGUCACCGUUGUCGGUACAGGCAACACCCCGCUCGCGAGUGUCGUCGCGCAGAACCCACGUGACGUCUUCUUCGACGCGGACAUCCGCACGCUCUUCAGCACCGUCCCCGCCACGGGCCAGACCUGGGGGCCACAUAUUUCUCCCCUCGCGAGCGUCGACUUUGGGAGCGUGUCGAACACGGCACAGAUGCAGGAGCUGGUGCUGAAUGCACAUGACCUGGGGAUCAAGUCGCGCUUCUGGGACACGCCCGCGUCGGUGAGCACGUGGAACACGUUCUGGGCGGCGGGCUCGGACUGGGUGAAUGCGGAUGAUCUGGCGGCGGUGUCGAAUGCGUGGGCGGCGUUUAGCGGCGCGCUUGUGCCGACGAGGUUUGAGUAUACGGGGCUGGAUGCGCAGAAGGCGUUGGAACGGAAGGAGGUGUAG
Messenger RNA from Mycena indigotica, 852 nucleotides. RefSeq names its product Altered inheritance of mitochondria protein 6. Gene Ontology annotation, molecular function: phosphoric diester hydrolase activity. NCBI's taxonomy places the organism in Eukaryota, Fungi, Basidiomycota, Agaricomycetes, Agaricales, Mycenaceae. The transcript is spliced from 3 exons. Bases 1 to 852 code for a protein of 283 amino acids. Gene Ontology annotation, biological process: lipid metabolic process. The record is from RefSeq and is a predicted model, not a curated record.